AUGACUUCGGCGCCAGCAGCAGCCCCGUCGCAGGCGGCCAAGGACUACGGCAAUUCCCACAUGUUUCUGAUCAAUUUCUACCGGCGGUACUUUGACAUUGAUCUGGAGAUCUUUUUUGACAAACUUUACAAGACCCUCAUCCCCUUCACCAGCAGCGACGACGACAUUGCACUGGACCUGCCCGAACUCUAUGGGUUUAUUUGGAUCACCGGGACGUUAGUGUUCCUCAUGUUUGUCAGUGCCACGGCGUCAAAUAUCAUGGGCCAGUGGCUUCAUGGCGGCGACGAAACUCCCGCUUACAAUUACAACUUCGACCUCAUAUUCAAGCUGAUGGCGAUUUUCUACGGGUACAACGUGAUCGUGCCGUUUUUAUUAGUGAUGUGGACGCGGUUCGUCACCAAGUUCCCCGAGCCUCUCCCGCUUUUCAACGUGAUGCUGAUUUACGGGUACACCAACAUUCUCUGGGUGCCGAUCACGUUGAUCAACUUCUUGUUUGUGGUAUUCAUUAGCUACGAAAAGCACCACGUGCUUCUCAACGUGCUUGAGUGGGUGAUUGUGGUGAUUCUGGGGGUGAUCACCAUGAUCAGCAACUUACUGAAGGUCGCUCCCAGCAUCAAGAACAACUGCGUGAUGCUCCACACCGGCGACGCCGCUGCCGGGCGCCGGGUGUACUUCCCGUUGUUGGUGGCGUUGGGGUUGGCCCACGUUGGCUUCACCGUACUCGUCAAAUGGUCAUUUUUCGGCAUUAACGUCUAA
Messenger RNA from Diutina rugosa, 756 nucleotides. RefSeq lists its product as uncharacterized. Bases 1 to 756 code for a protein of 251 amino acids. Gene Ontology annotation, biological process: vesicle-mediated transport. Lineage: Eukaryota; Fungi; Ascomycota; Pichiomycetes; Serinales; Debaryomycetaceae. Gene Ontology annotation, molecular function: small GTPase binding. The transcript has a single exon. The record is from RefSeq and is a predicted model, not a curated record. Gene Ontology annotation, cellular component: Golgi apparatus.